AUGGCAGCGGCAGGAUCAGCAUUGACGUCGGUUAACGAGGCCGACGAUAACACGUUGUUCUACGAUGAUCCCGAUCUCGCCGUCGAAGAUUAUAUUCCCAAGGACCGCCACGACUUGGAGCUGAUGAGGGAGCGCCUCUCGAAGCUGCUGUUAGGGGACGACCCCUCGGGAGGCGCCAAGGGCUGCGGACCCGCCCUAGCCAUGGCUAACGCCAUCACCAGCGUCUCAGCGUCUGUGUUUGGAGACAGUUUACGGCUGCGGCCACUGAGGGAGGAGGACAAGGACAAGUGGAGGCGGGAGAUGGGCAUCAUGGUGUCAGUGUGUCGACACAUUGUGGAGCUGGCACCUGGGUGGCAGACACGGCCUGAUGGCACCCGGUUUGAGGUGAUGAAGCGGAGAGUGAGGGAGGACCUGCGAAUCAACCUCCCAGCACUCAACAAGCUAGACCACCUGCUGCAGAGCAUACUAGAUCAGAGCACAUCAAAUGAGUAUUACUAUGAAGACGAGGUGGUGGGAGGGCAAGAGCCGAGGGAAGAAGAGGAAGAGGAGGAAGAGGAGGAGGAGGAGGAGGAGGAGGAGGAGGAGGAUGACGUGGAUGAUGAUGGUGAUGACGUGGAUGGGGAUAUUGUGGAUCGUGAUUUUGAUCUGCAUGCUGACGUGGCAGGAGAAUCGGAAGAGGGAGGGAUAAGGUCGGAAGGAGGGGCAGGUUCGGAAAGGGGAGGAAUAGGGUCGGAAGAUGGAGGGGUAGGGUCGGAAAAGGGAUCAGCAGCAGCAGGAGAAGGUGGGAGCGAAACCAUAAGGGGGAUGGAAUCCAAAGAAGCUAUUUCUCAUAGAGCAGGGGGAAGAAGCAGUAGAGGAGAUAGUGGAGCGAGCGGUGGGAGUGGGUUGAGUGGGAUGCGUGGUGGUAGUGCAAGCAGCAACGGAGGAGCAGGUGGGGCAGUGGCAGGGGCGGGAGCAGGAGCAGGAGCGGCAGCAGCAGGAGGAGCAGGAGGAGGGGGGGUGCCGUGGCGGUGGAAAGUGAAGCCGCGAAUGAGAGUGGGGUUAUCAGAGGACCUGAGAAGGUGGCUGGAGCAGCAGUCGGAGAAGACGAGUCAGAUCAUGAAAGCGUGCAUGUUCAUCAACCAGCAAGUGCUUCAAGACAUGGAUGUUCCAGACGCGUUUCUGCAACGGCUGCCCAAGAGCUUGAAGGCAAUACUGGGGGACAGAGUGUACAAUCUGCUGCUCUCCACGCCUUAUAACGAGGAUAAAGUGCUCAGCGCAGUGGAUUUGAGCAAUCAAAGGGCGGCUUUAAAGCUGGCAUGCAAGAUGGAAGCAGCGCAGCAGAUUUGGAUCAGGCAGCUUCAGGCAGCCAGGGAGCCGUAUCUCACGCACACGCUGGGCGGCAGUUAUUUGUCCACUAGCAGCCGCGAGAUCAUGCGCCUGGAGGAGAAUCUGGAGCGGGUGGCAUCGUGCCUCGCUGCCAUCCGCCGCAUGUGGCCCGACCUGCCGCAAACCACUCUGGACCUUGCCAAGAUCGCAUUCAACCGGGACAUUGGGAAAGCCGUUUUGGAAAGCUACUCCAGGAAAAAGGUGGGGAAGGUGGGCGUGGGGAAGGUGGGCGUGGGGAAGGUGGGCGUGGGGAAGGUGGGCGUGGGGAAGGUGGGCGUGGGGAAGGUGGGCGUGGGGAAGGUGGGCGUGGGGAAGGUGGGCGUGGGGAAGGUGGGCGUGGGGAAGGUGGGCGUGGGGAAGGUGGGCGUGGGGAAGGUGGGCGUGGGGAAGGUGGGCGUGGGGAAGGUGGGCGUGGGGAAGGUGGGCGUGGGGAAGGUGGGCGUGGGGAAGGUGGGCGUGGGGAAGGUGGGCGUGGGGAAGGUGGGCGUGGGGAAGGUGGGCGUGGGGAAGGUGGGCGUGGGGAAGGUGGGCGUGGGGAAGGUGGGCGUGGGGAAGGUGGGCGUGGGGAAGGUGGGCGUGGGGAAGGUGGGCGUGGGGAAGGUGGGCGUGGGGAAGGUGGGCGUGGGGAAGGUGGGCGUGGGGAAGGUGGGCGUGGGGAAGGUGGGCGUGGGGAAGGUGGGCGUGGGGAAGGUGGGCGUGGGGAAGGUGGGCGUGGGGAAGGUGGGCGUGGGGAAGGUGGGCGUGGGGAAGGUGGGCGUGGGGAAGGUGGGCGUGGGGAAGGUGGGCGUGGGGAAGGUGGGCGUGGGGAAGGUGGGCGUGGGGAAGGUGGGCGUGGGGAAGGUGGGCGUGGGGAAGGUGGGCGUGGGGAAGGUGGGCGUGGGGAAGGUGGGCGUGGGGAAGGUGGGCGUGGGGAAGGUGGGCGUGGGGAAGGUGGGCGUGGGGAAGGUGGGCGUGGGGAAGGUGGGCGUGGGGAAGGUGGGCGUGGGGAAGGUGGGCGUGGGGAAGGUGGGCGUGGGGAAGGUGGGCGUGGGGAAGGUGGGCGUGGGGAAGGUGGGCGUGGGGAAGGUGGGCGUGGGGAAGGUGGGCGUGGGGAAGGUGGGCGUGGGGAAGGUGGGCGUGGGGAAGGUGGGCGUGGGGAAGGUGGGCGUGGGGAAGGUGGGCGUGGGGAAGGUGGGCGUGGGGAAGGUGGGCGUGGGGAAGGUGGGCGUGGGGAAGGUGGGCGUGGGGAAGGUGGGCGUGGGGAAGGUGGGCGUGGGGAAGGUGGGCGUGGGGAAGGUGGGCGUGGGGAAGGUGGGCGUGGGGAAGGUGGGCGUGGGGAAGGUGGGCGUGGGGAAGGUGGGCGUGGGGAAGGUGGGCGUGGGGAAGGUGGGCGUGGGGAAGGUGGGCGUGGGGAAGGUGGGCGUGGGGAAGGUGGGCGUGGGGAAGGUGGGCGUGGGGAAGGUGGGCGUGGGGAAGGUGGGCGUGGGGAAGGUGGGCGUGGGGAAGGUGGGCGUGGGGAAGGUGGGCGUGGGGAAGGUGGGCGUGGGGAAGGUGGGCGUGGGGAAGGUGGGCGUGGGGAAGGUGGGCGUGGUGAAGGUGAGUGUGGGGAAUACAAAUAGCUGA
Messenger RNA from Closterium sp. Yama58-4, 2970 nucleotides. NCBI's taxonomy places the organism in Eukaryota, Viridiplantae, Streptophyta, Zygnematophyceae, Desmidiales, Closteriaceae. The record is from the annotation of a GenBank genome assembly.